GUUUAUAAAUUGACCAAUUUAAUUUUAGUCACAUGACAACUUAGUAAUGUGACUUUCACAAAGGGAAAUCACUUACAAAAUAUUAGUGUAAAAAUGGCGUCCUCCUUGAUACAUAUGAACAGAGUGUUUACUUCAUGCCGGAACUGUUUACCUGUGCUAACUAACUUUGUGAGGAAUAGUUCUAAUGCUGCUUGUAUCACACGUGCUCAUAGAAUAUGUUAUCCAAGGACAUACCCAACACUGCUUGUAUUUCCUGAUGGUAGCACCAUAAAUAUUAGAUACAAAGAACCUCGACGAAUCAUUAAGCUCCCCCUGGAUAUCUCCAAACUUUCUGACACUGAGAAAAAACUUGUUCUAGCCAGGAGGAAGCCCAAGCAAAAACUGGAAGUGUUCGAGGACUUUGAAGAAACGUUUAGUGUGGAUGACUAUAGCAAAUUUUUCAAGAAGUGAUUACUGUCUCCUGUUGCAGUGUGUACAUUUUUUACAAUAAAUAUUUAAAAACUAAUUCAAUCAUU
Molecule: messenger RNA, 515 nt
Organism: Physella acuta
Lineage: Eukaryota; Metazoa; Mollusca; Gastropoda; Physidae
Product: large ribosomal subunit protein mL55
Biological process (GO): translation
Cellular component (GO): mitochondrial large ribosomal subunit
Molecular function (GO): structural constituent of ribosome
Source: RefSeq, a predicted model, not a curated record